Messenger RNA from Amoebophrya sp. A120, 3258 nucleotides. The record is from the annotation of a GenBank genome assembly. Lineage: Eukaryota; Dinophyceae; Syndiniales; Amoebophryaceae.
GUAACUCGUCGAAUCAGGACAUGCACGUGUUGGUGUUGGCGCACUAUUGUUGACCCCGUAGGCCUAUUUUUAGAACUAAGAGUAUUAUCGUGCAAGCGUUCCCUUGUUCAGCACAUUCGAGUCAGAGAAGUGGAAGUCAUAUUCCGAAUACUAGAGUAAGUAGAAUUCGAGGAUGGCGAAAAAAAAAUCGAAAACGAGAAAAAAAGCCGCGAAGAAGAAAACCGCUGGCGAUGCUGCUCACCAGCAAGCGGGAGUUUCGUCUGCGGGCGCCAUCGUGUCGAAAAAAAGCGACCAACAGGGUCUACUGCUCCGUGAACAGGAGAAAAUUUCUCCGGUCACUGCUACACCAGCAACAGGGACAAGAACAGACACGCGAGCUUUUUCGUCGCAAUUAUGUGCUGACCAGGCCAAAGAUUUUUUGUGGGGAAUCUGUGACCAGUUCUUCAACGUCGCGACUUUUUGUGGGGAAUCUGCGACCAAGAACCAGGAGCAGGCACAGCAAGGCGAUAAAGCAAAUGCGCCGGAAUUUCUGAAUCGCAUUGCUCCAUCACCGAGCGAAGGUGCCAAUGGUCCGGCAGCUGUAAAAAACGUCAUUGAUGAUGACCUCUUCGACCGCGCGCACUACAUGCUUUUCGCCAAUACUUCUAGCACGACGACGGGAACUACAGGCACUUCUAUCACGGACGAACUAAACGUAAAAGAUGCUGAUCCACCUGGAGGUGUCGCAAGAACGGCAGCCGCUGCAACGCAUGCUACAUCAACCCUAAAGAUGACGAAGACCACCGAAAGAACUCUUUCCCCCCCAGCAGCUCCCACCCUCUCUCCCAACCUUCCCAUCGGCCACUCCUGGUGGAAGCCGGUGGAUAUCAAAUGCAAAAAUGUCUGGGUCUGCAAGAAUGCAAGUCCAAAAAUGUCAUGCUUGUCUGGCAUGACUUUUUCUUUUAAAUCUGUGAUGCAUGAGCAGGAAAAGGGCCUAUUGCCUGUCAUGCAAAAACGCAGUUUGUCAUUCAAAAAACGAAACACACAGCAGCGCAAAAACAAAAACUUGUCAUGCCGGGUUGCAUAUUGUAGUGCGCCCACAAUUCGUAGAUUUGCGUCACAAGUUUCCAGACCCAGGCAUAAGUAUUUGGAAUGCAUAGUGGAUGCACCAGCGACAAACCCCUGCGAAGAGCUUGCGGACAAGGUGUUCUCUUAUUGGAAACAGCAUCUCAAGCUAGAUGACACUGUGUUUCAACAUGAUGCGCCGACGGCUUCAACAACAGCGUCCACCACUCAACUACCAGAAGAUGUGUUGGGCGUCGAGUGGUGGAUCCAAGUGGCGGAUUCGAGAAAACGCCAAGGGAAAGAUUUUCAUUGGGACCGGGAUGAGGCGCAAGAAUUUUUUGAGAAUAAUCGAGGAGCCCGGGGGAAGAUGAACAGCGACGAUAAACAACAAACCGACUGCCCCUUCCUGGCCACCGUCACCUACCUUUCCGAGCCGAACCGCAAGACGAACAGCUUUGCGCCCACUAUCGUGCUGAAUGCCGUGCCCUUUGAUCACUUUUUAUCGGGAGCAGCUACAAGUUGUACUAGCCCCAGCAACAGCUCAACACAGAACAAGAACGCGGAUGAUGGGAACGGCAACGGCAUCGACGGGAGUAUUGAUGUCGUUAACCAGGAGAAAAUAAAUCAGGAUGAGAGCACAACGAAAAGAACCCUUUCUACUACGCAACAAGGCGUCUCGAAAGGCCUGAUUUCGUACCCGCGAAAAGGAAAACACAUCGCCUUCUCCGGAAAUUUUUUGCACGGUAUUCCAGCCGAAUUUGCUGUGAAAGAACCUGCACAUGCCACCGGCGGUGGUCGCGCUCUGAAAAAAACCAAGAUUGGAAAUAAAAAGUUUGGAUCAGGAGCAAGGAAGACAGAUCUGAAAAACGUUGGCCGCUCUGGUGCGCCGAAAAAUCCGUCCUUGGACCGCGAUCCCCCCAGAGUGACGUUUCUCGCGAACCUGUGGCUGGGCCGGCGACCAAGGGAUGUCCCGACGUUUGGCGAGUGGAAACAAGAACGGGAUGCUGUACCAAAUGUAAAAAUGUCUGGGUCUGGAAACUUGUGAUGCUGGGUAGCGUCUCAUGAUGAGGCCACAAGUGCUGGCUCAGCAUGACAAGUUUCUGAGCUUCUAGGUGUUGCCUAUUCUGCAUGACAAACUGCGUUUCUGCAUCAAAGAAAAAUGGAGCUCUUGGGUAACGUGCAUGACAGAUUUAAGAGUCAUGCCAGACAAGCAUGACAAACAUACAUUCUUCCAGACCCAGACAUUUUUACAGUUGAUAUGCUGACCUCUGGCUGGGCCGGCGACCAAGCGGAGUCCCGACGUUUGACGAAUGGAAAGAAGAAGAACGGGAUGCUGACAGAAUAAACAUUUUCGACGCUGAUGCGCGACAUGGACAUGCGAUAAAUCCACUUGACUGUAAUACCAAGGAGCUAGAUGAUGGCCAGCGACAGGAACGUCCUCGUCCUGCUCAGCCACGUGCAAAGGCGAACCCACCUGCUCCGCCCACCAAUUUCUUUCGAAACAUUGUUGACAGCAGAAGUUGCUCUUCCUCUUGUGCGCCAGGGGGUGCCGGCAAGAACAGUUGUACAAUCGCCGAGCCCGAGGCCCCCGCAUUGAUAACGGCGCCCAUUAAAGAACGCACCUCUGGCAGCAGUUGUGACGCCGCUGAUAGAAAUUCAUCCAUAUUCAACGUGAAACUCACAGAAGCAGACGUCAGGGACGCGGCAGGGUUUCCGUUUGUGCACUCGAAACGAUUGAAGAAGAUGAAAAAGCGGGAAACGAGGAAUAUGAAGAAAAAGAGAAAACUUACAAACGACAAUCAUGACCGUGACGAAACCGAUGAACAACAGGAUACCUCCGUCGACCCAGCUCUACAUCACGACGAAAAUUACUGCCUGUGGCUCCCAUUUCCGAAGAAGAAAAUCUUGACGGCACAAGAUUCUCUACAUGUGGAUUUCGAGCUUUUCGACACGCCGAUGAUGACGAAAACGAAUACAACAUGCGAGAAGAUCGAGGAGAUCGAUAAAAAUGCGACCACAACAACUACCGACGAGAUAACGUGUAAUAUUACAACUUCUGAUGCUGACGAUGACGAAGAUUGUCCACCGAUACAUCACUGCUUCAUUGAGCGACAAUGACCGACAACACGAUAAUUAUCACACACAUAACAAAAGAAUGUUUCCGAAGAAAAACAACAGAAUGCUUCCGGUGUAGAAGGACUCAAACUCAUAAAU